Messenger RNA from Saccostrea cuccullata (small rock oyster), 1429 nucleotides. RefSeq names its product perlucin-like protein. The annotation marks the transcript as partial. Lineage: Eukaryota; Metazoa; Mollusca; Bivalvia; Ostreida; Ostreidae. The transcript has 6 exons. The record is from RefSeq and is a predicted model, not a curated record.
UAUUGUUUGUUAAGUCCAAGGAAAUAGAACUAUACUGUUUGGAAACAGUGUUUGGAAUCAGGUGUCUAAGGAAGAUGUUUUUGAAAAUCUUUUCGAUAGCUGUUAUCAAUACUGCUGUACAAGGUCAGCCGCUCUAUGAUGAGAUGUCGGAUCCAUGUAAAGAUCAUCGAAAAAGUUAUGAAAUCUACAAAGAGCAUUUGUUGUCUCUACAGUUGGAGAACAAAAAAUUACAGGAAAAACGCUGCAAAGUCAAAGCAUGUCCAGAUAAUUGGAUAUGUUUCGAAAACAUCUGCUACUUAUUUUCUGAAGCCAAAACCACAUUUGAUGCAGCAAAGGUUAUUUGUAACAGAGCUGGCGCUUAUAUUCUUGAAGAUCAAACCCCAUGGGAAAGGUCACUAACAAAAGCGAAAGGUUAUACCCAUAUGUGGAUUGGUGCAACAGAUAUCCUUAAAGAAGGAGUCUAUGUCUAUGAAUCCACGGGAUCAAUAGUGACUAAUGGCGAUUGGGUCAAAGGUCAACCAGGUGGAGGAAGAAAUGAAAACUGCGUAGCAGCAUUGAAAAGUAGCAACUGGCAGUGGCACGAUUAUUCGUGUGAUCAUGAGUUUGAUUAUGUCUGCAAGAAAAGUAAAAACUUCUGCGUGAAAACUUAAUAAAAUUCUAGAUUGAGGUCAAGAUGACCUUUACUAUAUACGACCCUUAGAGAAAUACUAUUGUUGAAUAUUAAUGAGUAAAACAAAAGAUAAGUGUAGGAGUUAUAGUAUACCAUUGAAUACUAUAGUUACAUGUAUCUAUAGCGAUAUAUUCAACGCUUAUAUUUAUUUUUGCUACUAUUUUGAUACCCAUAUAGAAUAAGAAUCACAAUAUUUAAAUCAGCUUAAACGCGCGUUAAAAAAAAAGAUCACAUCAUUGUAUUCUAUAAUGAAUAUUAACAACACUUUAGAAGGUAAUAAAUAUACACUUACUAAAAACGACAUGAUUUUACAGAAUGUAUUAGCAUGACAUGUAUUAAAACGUAUGACUGUACAAUACAUAUUUUGUAUAUUGACAAAACAUGGACGGCAAAUUAGAUUUACUGUCUGUUAAAUGGUCGUCAAAAGUUAGUGAAAUCAUGCAAUGUUGAACACUACCAUAAAAUCAAAAUCAAAAAUCCAAAACUUAAAAAAAUAUUAACUUAGAUAAUGUUUUUGCCUGGACUUUUUGCGACGUAAAGAAAUUGAAGAGUGAACGAGAAAUGUCAGUUAAGUCAAUCAUUGUUUCAAAAGCAGAAUAAUUUCAACAUAGAUGUGAAACCUUUGCAAUUUUUUGUCUAUAUCUCUUCAAACCCAUGAAAAUUUCAUUUUUCCAACAAAUAAAAGUACAUGUAGAUACUCUGUAUUCUCUUUACAAUCUUAUGCCCAUUGUUAAUGAAUGAUUUGUACUAUGAUUUGUA